Oxyura jamaicensis (ruddy duck) is the source of this 2229-nucleotide messenger RNA. It is a transcript of the gene SCARA5, whose product is annotated as scavenger receptor class A member 5. The record is from RefSeq and is a predicted model, not a curated record. Bases 204 to 1676 code for a protein of 490 amino acids. Gene Ontology annotation, cellular component: plasma membrane. NCBI's taxonomy places the organism in Eukaryota, Metazoa, Chordata, Aves, Anseriformes, Anatidae. The transcript is spliced from 9 exons. Gene Ontology annotation, biological process: iron ion transmembrane transport. Gene Ontology annotation, molecular function: ferritin receptor activity.
UUCAGCUCCGCCGCCUCCCGCAGCCGCCCGCCGGCUGCAGCCGCUGCCGGCCCCGGGGGCGCCCAUGGGGGGCUGCCGGGGGGAGCUCGGGGCCGCCCCGCCUGGGGCUGGGGGGUCCUCGCCCGUCCCCAUCACCGCCACGCAGCGCCGGGCUUGAGAGGGGCUGCGGGGGACUGCGGGGCUCGGCCCCCGGUGGCAGGAGGAUGGAGAACAAGGCCAUGUACCUCCACACCUUCGGCGAGAGGGAGAACGGCUCCAUCUUCGAGGAGCCCUUCGAGGGAAGGAACCUCUCCAAACUGAACCUCUGCGAGGACGGUGCCGGGCGCAGGAUGAAGGCGGCUGGGUGCUGCGGCCGGCUGGGCUCGCUGGCGGCGCUGAAGUACGCCGUGCUGGGGCUCUACCUCCUCGUCUUCCUCAUCCUCGUCGGAGUCUUCAUCCUCGCAGUCUCCCGGCCGCAGACGUCCCCCGAGGACCUGAAGGCGCUGCUGGGGAACGUGAACCGCCUCAACGAGAGCUUCAGGGACGUGCAGCUGAAGCUGCUGCACCUCCCUCUGAAGGGGGACGUGAUGGAUCACAUCUGGAGGCUGCAGGACCUCCUGCAGAACCACUCGGACUCCUUGUUCCUCAUGACGGGGUCGCUGCAGAAGCUGGAGGGGCUGCUCUGGAGCCUGCAGAGCCAGGCCAGCCAAACCGACCGGGCCGUGUCCAGCCUGUGGGACAGCCUGGCUCAGCAGAGCGACGCGGCGCAGCAGGAGAUGUACAAGCUCUCGGUGGAAGGCAACAGCAGCCGGCUGCUGCUCCAGCACCACGAGCACCUCCUGAGCCACCUCGGCAGCCGGCUGGAGGGCCUGAGCGACCAGGUGACGGCCGCCAGCGGGGCCGUGGAUGCCAUGAACAGGACCUUCUCCUACGACGUGAACGUCCACCGCGCCCGCAUCCAGGACCUGCGGGUGCUGAUCAGCAACGCCACCGAAGACGCGCGGCGGAUGCGCCUGGUCCACAUCGCCAUGGAGCAGCAGCUGAAGCACGAGCUGGCCAUCCUCAGCAACGUGACGGAGGACCUGCGGCUCAAGGACUGGGAGCACUCGGUCGCCCUGAGGAACAUCUCCGUGAUUCGGGGGCCCCCGGGACCCAAAGGAGACCCCGGCCACGAGGGGAUGGAGGGGGAGCCCGGCCUGCCCGGCCUGCCCGGGCUGCGAGGGCUGCCUGGGGAGAGAGGACCACCGGGACCGCGUGGCCUGAAAGGGGACCAAGGGGACCUCGGCCCUCCGGGUCCAGCUGGGAUGCGAGGAUUCAAAGGUGACCGAGGACCGAAGGGAGAGAAGGGGGACCGAGGCGGCGACGUGGCAGCCGAGGAGGGGCUGAUCCGCCUGGUGAACGGCUCCGGCCCCCACGAGGGGCGAGUGGAGGUCUUCCACGAGCGGCGCUGGGGCACGGUGUGCGACGACGGCUGGGACAAGAAGGACGGCGACGUGGUGUGCCGGAUGCUGGGCUUCCGAGGCGCCGACGAGGUGUACCGCAUGGCCCGCUUCGGCCAAGGCACGGGCAGGAUCUGGCUGGACGACGUCUCCUGCAAGGGGAGCGAGGACAGCCUGCUGCGCUGCGGCUUCUCCAGCUGGGGCAAGACCAACUGCGGCCACGCGGAGGACGCGGGCGUCAAGUGCCUGACACCGUGAGCGGGGACCCCCGAGAGGGGACGCCCCGAGAGGGGACACCCCGAGAGGGGACACCUCAAAAGGGGACACCUCAAAAGGGGACACCCUAACUGGGGACAUCCCGAGAGGGGACACCCCAAAAGGGGACACCCCAAGAGGGGACCCUCUAAUUGGGGACACUUUAUUUGGGGACACACCAAAUGGGGACACCCUAAUUGGUGACACCCCAAGAGGGAACAACCUGAGAGGUGACACCCUAAUUGUGACACCCUAAUUGGGGACACCCCAAGAGGGGACACCCCAAUUGGGGACACCCUGAGAGGGGACACCCUAACUGGGAACACCCCAAGAGGGGACACCCCAAAUGGGGACACCGAGAGGGGACACUCUAAUUGGGGACACUCUAAUUGGGGACACCCCCAAAUGGGGACACCCCAGGAGGGGGCACCCCAAUUGGGGACACUCUCGGGGUCACCAAGAGCUGGGGACACUCAAGCAGCCGGACCCUGCCCGGCCUGGCCCGCGCUUCCCGAAAUGUUUUAUCCGAGAAAUAAAAGCUUUUUUGGUCCCCCCA